AUGACGACAAGGAAUGCCCAGCACGAAAAGCUGGGGAACAACCGAGGUGCGCAAAUUGUAGGGGAACACACCCAGCCUGGGUCUCUAAGUGCCCUGAGAGGGAGAGGGCAUCAAGCAGGGCCCGUACAGCAUACAUGGAAAGACCCCGUAGGUUUAUGGAGCCAAAAGCACAAGAUGGGUGGCAGGUGGUGCAAACCAGAGGAAAUAAAAGGUUACCCACUGGGGAACCAGAGGGCCAAAGAAGAGGACCAGGCCGACCCAAGGGGAUUCUGCAAGCAGGCGAAGCCCAGAGAGGAGCUCUAA
Histoplasma mississippiense is the source of this 303-nucleotide messenger RNA. RefSeq lists its product with no specific name. Lineage: Eukaryota; Fungi; Ascomycota; Eurotiomycetes; Onygenales; Ajellomycetaceae. The transcript has a single exon. The record is from RefSeq and is a predicted model, not a curated record. The coding region runs from base 1 to 303 and encodes 100 amino acids.